UCGAGCCGCAGUCGCCUCUAAGAAUCUCAAUCGCGAAGGCAACGCGACGCGGGAGUGUCGAAUCCAACUACCAGUGCACUCUUGAUCCAACACAGAAGAAAAGAACGCGAAGAUGGAAUCAUUCGGGAGACUCGUAUCUGUCCUAUGGGUGAUUGCGCUCGGGGCUUGCGUCCUGGGGCUGCAGCGACCACCGCCGAGAUACUCCCAACAGUACAUGCCGGAAACUUCGUUCACUUGUCGCAACAAGAUCGUAGGAAGCUAUUACGCCGACCCAGAGACCGACUGCCAAGUGUUUCACGUCUGCGUGUCCGUGGCCGGUACCGUCCAAGAUUACAAAUUCUUGUGUCCCAACGACACGGCGUUCGACCAGGAGAGCCAGACUUGCGCGGACUGGUACGACGUCGACUGCGAAGCAGCCACCCUUUAUUACGCCAGCGACAACUUCGACCUGUACCGAAUAGGAUCAGGUCUCGAAUCGUUGCACUACGACAGUAUACGCAGUGACGCCGAGCCUCAGGAUCACCUGCAACGAUCAGAGUCGAGCGACCCGGUUCGCUCCUCAGCGAACACUUUAAACCGAGUGUCAUCGAGCAACAGUUACUCUGGUAGCAAGGAUCUGAGAGGCAGCAGCAGCGGUAAUUUUUACAACAACAGAAACGGCAAGGACGAGGAUUACGAGACCGAGAAGACGUAUAAAGAAGAGUUCGUUCAAGAGAAAAAGAAGUCGGGAGUGAGGAAGUCGAGCAGGAAGCAACAGUUUAAUUACAGCAGCAACGAUUACAACGCGCCUGUAUCGAGCACGUCUGCGCCAGCUGCCCCGGCUGCUAAUCAGAACACGUACACAGGAUUCUACAGUGGUAACAAUUAUAAUCAGAGAAACGGGUUCGUGUCUUCGACUUCCACUGCGAGGCCGCAGGAGAAUUUCAACCGGAAUCCGAACGGGAAUAGGUACAACACACCGUCGUCGACGUACAGACCCAGCACGAAUUACCAGAACAAUUACAACAAUUAUCAAUCGGUCAGUACGACUAGUAAGACCACCGUUUACAAUGCUUAUAACAACGGGAACAAUUACAAUCAGCAGAAUAAUGGAUUCAGCCAGAGCAGCAGCACCUUGAAACCGACUACGUACAAGAGUUAUAAUCAGAAUUAUAAUAACAACAAUGGUCAGUUCGUUCAAUCGACGACCCUGCAGCCAAGCACCAAUUACCAGCCGAACGAUUACACGAACUUCCAAAGGAAUUAUAAUAACAUUCAACGUGGAAGCGUGCCUUAUCAGUCGACUACGGCCUCGUCUAUCGUCUACGACGACAAUUAUAACAGCAAUAAUAAAUACAGGACCACUGGCGGCACUACUAGGCAAGAUAUUUCUCAAGCCACUACCAAAUACUACCCAAGCUUUGCGAGCAGCAGUUACGCGCCUACUACUUACAGCCCGCCGACGAAAAAGUACGUCGGCAACGAUAAUACUCAGGCGCAAACUGGACAGUAUUACGAGAAAUCGAGCCAGCCUGUGAAGAGCUCUUCACAAUAUUACGACAGCACCAAAGCGCCGAAGAAAGCGACGCAGUUUAACAAUUACGAUUCGAAGUACUAUACGGAGAGCAGCACGGGAAAUUAUGAUCUGGCCAGGUCCUCCGUUGGGAUUGGAUUCAGUCCUGCCAGCAUCAAUCAUCUAGCGGAAUCUCCGAGAUCUACCACUCCAGUGCCAAGGAAAAUCUCUACAGCCACUACGUACAAUCCGAACACUUUCUACUCGAACAGCCAGAGACAGCAGUCUCCAACGACCCCUAAAGCAAGCACCUACGUGAGCGGCUCGGCCAGACCAUUUUCGUCGACGACGAGGCUUCCAACCACGACCUCACCGAAACCGAAAUCCGGGAAGAAGAACGACUACGACUACGCGUAUUACGAUAACAUAGCUGGUCUAGAGUACGACAGUCUCGACUUGGAGCACGUGACGGGAAACAAAGAAUCGACGAAGAUCGCGAGGAAUUGAUUUCAUUUGAAUUAACUGAGCAGCGAUUGAGCGUUUAGACGUGAAUGGAUAGAAACCGCUUCAGCGAUUCCAAUAAUGAUAAUAAUAUUCCUGCGUUAUAGAUAAAUUGUAACACGUGUUUCUGUGCUGGAAUCGUUGAACGUUUCUACGAAAUUAUUGAAUUUUACCAAUAAUAGUGGCCAGUGCAUUAUCAAAAUCGGCUUUCGAUAACCGGUAGCCGAAGGCGGCAUUGAAAACCGGUUUUGUUGCAAACAAUAGAUCGCCUUAUUAAAUAUAUAAUACAUAUCAGUUUUUCCUUAAAACCUUAAAGGUCUUUUCUCUCAUUAUUCGUUUACAGUAUU
Molecule: messenger RNA, 2340 nt
Organism: Ceratina calcarata
Lineage: Eukaryota; Metazoa; Arthropoda; Insecta; Hymenoptera; Apidae
Product: GATA zinc finger domain-containing protein 14
Exons: 5
Coding region: 113-1999 (628 amino acids)
Cellular component (GO): extracellular region
Molecular function (GO): chitin binding
Source: RefSeq, a predicted model, not a curated record